AAUCUGAAUCCCUGCGACUCAUCGCGCCCAGUGGUGGGGGGUAUUCGAUUCACAUGCUAAACUUUUUAGAACCUCUGAUUUUAAUUUGUGACGUAUAAAAAUCCCCGAUUCGUUAAAGUCGUCACCUGAGCAGCCAGCAUUCAGAGGCCAGUAACUUUUCAGAAGAGAGUUGGUUGACAGUAUGGCUGCGUCUACCGUUAGUUGCCAGAUCAGGCUGGUUGACGCAAAGCCAGUUUUCACCAUAGACAGCAUCCUUGGGUUGAAUUUGGACAGGCCAGGACUACAAAAUGUGUCUGUGAAGCUGUAUCGACCUUGGACAGAAUUGGAACCAACGCAACAGAGAAGUCACACCAUAGUCAAUAGACCGUCGGAGCCUUCCUCAGAGAUAAAGGGGACAGAAGAUGAACAGAAGCUCAACUGUAAACAACACUUUACGGAGUCCUACAGGAGAACAUUAAACUGGUACAUUGGGCGCAGGCCGCGGACGGCUUUCAGUAGCACACAGAUUGAAGUCUUGGAGAGUGUGUUUCUCAUCAACUCAUAUCCGGGUAUUGACAUCAGAGAAGAGCUGGCUCAAAGGUUACAUCUGGAUGAGGAUAGAAUACAGAUCUGGUUUCAGAACCGCAGGGCCAAGCUGAAACGUUCUCACAGAGAGUCACAGUUCCUCAUGGUGAAAAAAGCCUUCGCAGAUCUCAAGGACAAAGAAGAGGAAUAGUCCUGAUGAUAAACACAGACCUUAUAGGGGCCUUAAAUACCUUAAUUAAGGACUGCUCGCUCUCUCUCUCUCUCCCUCUAUAUAUAUAUAUAUAUUUAAUAUAUUCUGAUGUAAAUGUACAGCGUUUCCCAAACUCGGUCCACAAGGUGUGCACGUUUUGCUUUUUGCCUUAGCGCUCCUAACACUACACAGCUGCUUCAAAUAAUCCAAGCUUGAUGAUGAGUUGAUUAUAUGAAUCAGCUGUGUAGUGCUAGGGCAAAAAGUCAACAAAACGUGCACCGAGUUUGGGAAACCCUGUUCUAGGGUAUGUUCAUUUUUAUAAACAGAUAAGACCAUUGUCAAAUACAUUUGUGGGUACGGCGUUUAUUGAGCUAUAUUGGCAAACAUGUUUAUUUUCUCCAACAAUAGAAUACAUUUCUGAAAGUUUAGAUUAUUCAAUUAUUUAGUUUGCAAGCAGCUGCAGGUUGUGGGUGUUUCCAGAACAUCCAGAGAUAAGCUCUCCUUAUUGUUCGAGAAACACCCCGGUAUGAACCAAUUUGUCUCCUUCAGUAGCGCCUCAGCAAGCCAAUUAAGUUUAGGGGAGUGAGAGACAAAAGAGUAGCAGUGAGGCAGCCUGCCCUGCAGGCAACAGGAAGGAGAUAGUAUAAAGGUUUAGAUCGUAGAGAAAGCUUUGAGGAAAGAAAGAAAAGUAUAUUUAAGAUAAUUGCAUUUAUGCUUGGCAGGCACCCGCACCUCUCUUUUCUGACUAAAGAAGUAGGCCCAUAUAUCUCUACUUGUGGUGUCAUUCUGUAAAAUAAAGAUAAGGAACAGGGAUUUAAGUUUACAACUCAAACCAAUAGGCAACCUCUUGACUAACCCACUACUCUACUAACAUGGUAUGGCUGCAGUUUCACUGCCUUAACACAGGAGGGUGCUAAAGAAUAUCAAACGAUUCUCUCUGUCUCCCUCUCCUCCCCCAUUUCUCUCUGUCUAGUCCUUUGCCCCCUACUCUGACUCUCUGAGUCUAUUCUACACCAAUAAAAUACAAUUUCCCACA
Salmo salar (Atlantic salmon) is the source of this 1751-nucleotide messenger RNA. It is a transcript of the gene hesx1, whose product is annotated as HESX homeobox 1. NCBI's taxonomy places the organism in Eukaryota, Metazoa, Chordata, Actinopteri, Salmoniformes, Salmonidae. Gene Ontology annotation, molecular function: RNA polymerase II cis-regulatory region sequence-specific DNA binding; DNA-binding transcription repressor activity, RNA polymerase II-specific. Gene Ontology annotation, biological process: regulation of transcription by RNA polymerase II; forebrain development; pituitary gland development. Gene Ontology annotation, cellular component: nucleus. The record is from RefSeq and is a predicted model, not a curated record.